Molecule: messenger RNA, 1071 nt
Organism: Plasmopara halstedii
Lineage: Eukaryota; Oomycota; Peronosporomycetes; Peronosporales; Peronosporaceae
Exons: 2
Coding region: 1-1071 (356 amino acids)
Cellular component (GO): membrane
Source: RefSeq, a predicted model, not a curated record
AUGUCAGUCGGCGCCGUGAGCUCAUCGAACUUCUUUUAUGUUAGUCUUGCGCUUCGUGGCCUGCAGUUUAUCUGUAGCCUUUUGGCUAUGUCUCUCGCGGCCGCUGGCUUCUACGGUGGCGGCGCGACGCACUCAAGCACAUUUGUGCUGCUUAUGGGAUACACGGGGAUGCUGUAUACGUUGUGGUACAUUGUGGCCGUGGAGUUGCUGCGUGUGGCCAAUCGUCCCGCUCUUCGUAUGGAGCAAGCUGUUGACGGUGCGCUAGUUGUGAUGCUGCUCAUUGCCGGCAUUUGCCUUGCCGCUUCCGACUUUACGAGUGAUUGUGGUUUCGGAUGGCGCUGCAACAACUUGCGUGCGGCUACGGCGUUUGACUUCAUUGCUAUGUUCUUCUUUUUUGUGUCGUUGUGUCUAUCGGUCUUUCUGUCCGCUCAACAGCCAUCUCAUGGACACUCCAACGUGCAGGUUGAGGAGCCUGUGCCGUACCAUCAGAACCUGACGCCAACGUCUGGUGCCCUCUCUCCCAUUGGCAACUACAACGAUGUACCCGCUUCCAAGGAGGGCUUUGUUCCCGCAGUCGUCCAGUUUACUUCUACCAGAAAAACGCCCCCGACUUCGGUUGUGCUUGACAAGCGUACCCCGCUUCGCGAGAACCAGUUUACUGGGCAAGGCUACUCGGUGGCUUAUCACCGAUAUCGAGCCAUUAAUAGUGUCAUACCUCCCUUUGUCAAGGAAUUACGUGACAACGGUAAGCCGACCCGGCAGUCCAAGUCAGCCUUAUCAGGCUUAAACGCGGACGAUACAGCCAGUAUCCUCCCUGCUUUUGACGACCAAAGCGACACCAGUGGUCGUUCUGCCAUGGCCGACAACUCUGGGUCGGACAGUGAGCCACAUAGAGGGGACCAUUCUGACCCGGACACCGAUCGACGUACCACGAUAUUGAGGCCGCAAAUGUGGCCUGAUUCAAAUCGGUUCGGCUUCAUGGGAGUAUAUUCAAAUUUCCGGUCAGCUACAUUCAAGUCACCGAUUUUUUUUGCCAGCUCGGAUUAUGAAGGCAAGUCGAAUGGUGUUUAG